UUCUCGUUUGACCGAAAUGGCGGAUAAGUCAAGAAGUGGUCCUCCCGAGUAUGUGGUAGUACGAGAGAUCUACGAACAUGAGGACGCACAGGAGGAAUUUGAGCUUGAGCUGGAGAAAGCUCUGGAUGCUAAUGCCAAGAUAAUCAUCAUAGAACCUUCCAAACUCGGUGACGAGACAGCCCACUGGAUCAGUGUAGGCAACUGUCUGCACAAAACAUCAGUCCUUACUGGACUGGGUGCUCUCAUAUCAGGAGGAUGCUGGCCGGAGAGAGGAUUGCUGUUUCUGCCCCUCGGUUCUUUGAGUGUAUUGUGUGCUGGGGUAUAUGCCAUCUCCUGGCAGUUUGAUCCGUGUUGUAAAUAUCAAGUCGAACACAAUAAGAACCGCAUUAAGAAAAUCCCAGUGCAUACAUUGACUACUACCACUCCUGUGGUGUUGGUUAGACGAGACGACAAACGGCGCAAACUACUUCACAAUGCUGUGUCGCUUUGUGCUGGUGCUUUCUGUGCGUGGAAGAUAUAUCAGUGGUAUAUAGAAUAGUGGUUCCGUAUGCAAUGCCUAUGAUGUCAAACUAUAACAGCAGAAACAAUAGGGUUGUUGUCGAUGAGAAAUAUCCUGCAACUUGUGCCUCGAUGACUGAGCGUGUGGACAGAUUUCAAGGGUGAUGAUGUGUGCAGUGUUUUGUCUGUGAGGGCUUAAUUGUAUAAAGUUACCUCUUCAAGAUUUGUAUAGAUGCCGAAUCAGAAAGUUGCACCUUUUACCCUCGAGUGAAACUUCGAGAGCCAUGUCCUUCAUGGUUCAACCUGAAAAACAUAUUUUUGGGAACCUUUGACAUAUAAUACUUAUACCAUUGAUUAGCAAAAGCUAUUAUAUUUGAGUAUUUUCAGAUAACGAAGACUCUUUGUUGAAAAAAAUUCAGGGAAUGAAUUAUUCACAUGUUUAUUGACCAGUUAUUAAAAUGUGUUCAAUUGUA
This is a messenger RNA of Haliotis rubra (blacklip abalone), 971 nucleotides long. Its product is annotated as transmembrane protein 11, mitochondrial-like. Lineage: Eukaryota; Metazoa; Mollusca; Gastropoda; Lepetellida; Haliotidae. Gene Ontology annotation, biological process: inner mitochondrial membrane organization. The record is from RefSeq and is a predicted model, not a curated record. Bases 17 to 538 code for a protein of 173 amino acids. The transcript has 2 exons. Gene Ontology annotation, cellular component: mitochondrial inner membrane.